Messenger RNA from Eruca vesicaria subsp. sativa (arugula), 978 nucleotides. Lineage: Eukaryota; Viridiplantae; Streptophyta; Magnoliopsida; Brassicales; Brassicaceae. The record is from the annotation of a GenBank genome assembly.
AUGACAAUAAGUUCGAAAACACAAUCUCACCUAACCCUUCCUGUCAUCGACUUCUCGAUUCCAAAUCUCAAACCGGAAACUCCCGAGUGGGACUCGGUGAGAGCCCAAGUCCGAACGGCCCUAGAAGACUACGGAUGUUUCGAGGCCUUGUUCGACGAAGCUUCAGUAGAGCUACGUAAGGCGCUGUUCGAGGCCUCAGAGAGAGUUUUCGAUUUACCAUUGGAAACCAAACUGAGAACAAAGUCUGACAAACUCUACAGAGGAUACUCUGGUCAGCAUCCGACUCUACCUUUAUAUGAAGCUAUGGGCUUUGACGGUGCAGAUAAUCCUCAAGGUGUCGAUGAAUUGACCUACAGGCUUUGGCCUCAAGGCAACAUCACAUUCAGAAAGAAUGUUCAGUCAUUCGCGGAGAAUUUAAUAGCAUUAGACGUGAAGGUGAGAACGAUGAUCAUGGAGAGUUUUGGCCUCGAGAAAUACAUCGAGGAGCACCUUAACUCAGCGGGGAAACACUUUCGUCUUAUUAAAUAUAGAGGACUUGACGAAAAGUCAGAGGAGCAGCCAGGCCUCAACCCUCAUAUCGAUAGCCAUUUCCUUACAAUUCUUUGUCAAAAUGACGUAGUAGAUGGCGUGGAGAUCAAAGCCAGAGAUGGUGAAGAGUGGAUCAAAGCUAAGCCAACUCAAGACUCUUCUUUCCUCGUUAUAGCUGGAGCUUCACUUCAUGUACUAUUUAAUGGUAGGGUGUUUCCUCCGUUUCACCGUGUGGUUAUAACCGGGAAGAAAGAUCGCCACGUGGCUGGACUGUUCUUGCUUCCCAAAGAAGGACUGAUUAUAAAUGCACUCGAGGAGAUGGUCGAUGAUGAGCAUCCUCCUCUCUAUAAGCCUUUUGAUUUUGAGGCUUACUUCAAGUUCAACAUCAUCAAUAGGUCUGAUACCUAUAAGAGGGAUUUAUCUGCUCUUAAGGCUUAUUGCUCUCUCUAA